Messenger RNA from Thyridium curvatum, 2097 nucleotides. RefSeq lists its product as uncharacterized. The transcript has 3 exons. Lineage: Eukaryota; Fungi; Ascomycota; Sordariomycetes; Thyridiales; Thyridiaceae. The coding region runs from base 1 to 2097 and encodes 698 amino acids. Gene Ontology annotation, molecular function: NAD+ poly-ADP-ribosyltransferase activity. The record is from RefSeq and is a predicted model, not a curated record.
AUGCCGCCCAAGAGGAGCACACGCAAGGCCGCAGCGCCGCCUCCGGCCGCUCCGCCGCUCGAUGGCCUCCACAUUGCCAUCAGCGGCAGCAUCAGCGGCUUCACCCAGGCCGAGGUCAAGAGCCUGAUCGCCGAGCUUGGGGGCGUUGUUGACAGCUCUGUCACCGCCAAAACCACCCAUGUCGUCACUAGCCAAGCGGACUUUGCCAAGCCGUCUGCCAAAGUCAAGAAUGCGCAGGACAAGGGCCUCCCCAUCGUCCAAGUCGGAUGGCUGACCGACAGCAAGAGCUCGGGCUCGAAGGAGGACGAGAAGUCUUAUCUUUUUGGCACGGCUGCCCAGCCUGCCGCUCAGAAUGGGACCACCAAGGCUUCGGCCAAGCGUGCUGCGUCCCCCAGUGAUGCCGAUGACUCGGCUACUGAUGUGAAGCCAGCCGCCAAGAAGGCAAAGACCAAUGGCAAGGCCACCAAAGCUGCGGCAGCCAAAGCCACCAAAGCCCAGGCUGCUGCCAGCAAACCUUCCAAGUCCAAAGACCCCCAGAUUCCUCUGGAUGAGGGCUGCCCUCUGACCACUUUUGUCGUCUACAUCGACGACAGGGGUACCAUUUUCGACGCUUCGCUGAAUCAGACCAAUGCGUCAAACAAUAAUAACAAGUUCUACCGUAUUCAGUUGCUCCACAAUGGCAACAAAGAAUACAAGACUUGGACGCGUUGGGGCAGGGUUGGCGAGCGUGGCCAGACCGCUGUGCUUGGCAACGGCACCCUGGACGAUGCGCUGAAGCAGUACAACAAGAAAUUCAAGGACAAGUCGGGCAUCUCGUGGGAUGACCGCGCUUCCGACCCCAAGCCAGGCAAGUACGCCUACAUUGAACGCAGCUACGAGUCCGACUCCGAGGACGAUGGCGACGAUGAUGAUGCCAAAGCUGUGAAGAAAGAGGAAGACGAAGAGGAUGAGGACUUUGUCGAGCCGGAGUGCACCCUCGAGCCGCAAGUCAAGGAGCUCAUGGAACUCAUCUUCAACCAGAAGUUCUUCGCUGCCACCAUGAGCGAUCUGAACUAUGAUGCCAACAAGCUCCCCUUGGGCAAGCUGAGCAAGUCAACCAUUACCCGUGGUUUCCAAGCACUCAAGGACUUGUCUGCGCUUCUCGAUGACCACACCCUCGCUCAGUCGCAGUACCACACGAAUGUGCCCACUGCCGUUGAGAACCUGUCCAACAUGUACUACAGUCUCAUUCCUCAUGCCUUCGGUCGCAACCGUCCCCCCAUCAUUGGCGACUACAGCCGGCUCAAGAAAGAAAUAGAGCUUCUGGAGAGCCUGAGCGACAUGAAGGACGCCGAACUUAUCAUGAAGGUUGAGAAGGGACAGAAGAACCAGAAGUCCACUGUCCAUAUGCUCGAUCGUCAGUACGAGGGUCUGGGCAUGGAGGAGAUGAUAGCUCUGGACCACGGCAGCACCGAGUUUGCCCACCUCCGGGAUUAUCUCAUGGAAACCCGGGGCGCCACUCACAACGCCGACUACAAGGUCGAGCAGAUCUUCCGCAUCGAGCGCCGUGGCGAGUUCGAGCGCUUCGACAAGAGCGACUUUGGUGCUGUACCCAAGUCCAAGAGCGACCGCAGACUGCUCUGGCACGGCUCGCGUGUCACCAACUUUGGUGGUAUUCUCAGUCAAGGUCUCCGCAUUGCUCCUCCAGAGGCGCCCGUCACCGGCUACAUGUUCGGCAAGGGCAUUUACCUGGCCGACAUGUCGUCCAAGUCGGCCAAUUACUGCUGCUCCUACGCGUCUGGCGGAACCGCCCUGCUGCUGCUCUGUGAGGCCGAGCUGGGCAACCCCAUGCAGGAGCUGACGGACGCGUCGUACAAUGCGGGCGACGAUGCCAAAGCCAAGGGCAUGUUCUCGACCUGGGGCAAGGGUCAGACGGGCCCGAAGAAGUGGAAGGAUGCUGGCAAGAUCCACCAGAACCUUAAGGGCGUCAAGGUGCCUGAUGUGUCGGUCAAGCCUGGUGAUACCAACGUCCCCAACGCCUACCUCUUGUACAACGAGUUCAUCACGUACGAUGUGGCCCAGGUCAAGCUCCGGUACCUGUUCCGGGUCAAGAUGUAA